AUGGCGACAGAAGCACAAACACAUCCACGUCGCUCAGCCUCGUCAUCUACAUCCAUCCUCAGCGGUGCUGCUUCCCCUCUCGGUCCUUCCUCCUCGUCACAUGCACCACGGACAAAAUUCGAUGCAUCACAGCUUCAGCCUCAUCUGACGAGCACUCUGGCCAGCCGAUUACGCAACGCAGCAUGGGACAAGUCGGAUAAAGACAAGAAUCGCGCAUUGAGCAGAUCCAUAGCCGAGGUGAUCAAGUCCAAGAUGCUCGAGAUCGAGUCCAAAGGCUUCAAGUACAUUGUUCAAGUUCAACUCGUCGAGAACCUGGGUCAGGGCGGAAGCCGACCUUGCAUGCCACUGGGAAGAUACAGAUAG
This is a messenger RNA of Sporisorium graminicola, 363 nucleotides long. RefSeq lists its product as uncharacterized. The transcript is spliced from 5 exons. NCBI's taxonomy places the organism in Eukaryota, Fungi, Basidiomycota, Ustilaginomycetes, Ustilaginales, Ustilaginaceae. Bases 1 to 363 code for a protein of 120 amino acids. The record is from RefSeq and is a predicted model, not a curated record.